This is a messenger RNA of Thermothielavioides terrestris NRRL 8126, 2084 nucleotides long. RefSeq lists its product as uncharacterized. The record is from RefSeq and is a predicted model, not a curated record. Gene Ontology annotation, molecular function: N6-(1,2-dicarboxyethyl)AMP AMP-lyase (fumarate-forming) activity; (S)-2-(5-amino-1-(5-phospho-D-ribosyl)imidazole-4-carboxamido) succinate lyase (fumarate-forming) activity. Gene Ontology annotation, cellular component: cytosol. Gene Ontology annotation, biological process: 'de novo' AMP biosynthetic process. Lineage: Eukaryota; Fungi; Ascomycota; Sordariomycetes; Sordariales; Chaetomiaceae. The coding region runs from base 299 to 1747 and encodes 482 amino acids. The transcript is spliced from 19 exons.
GCGGUGUCCAAAUCAAUACUCUCCUUGGUUCUGGAUCUGAAUCUGUCUCUCAGUCGCCGGAUUGGUAGAAGUCAGUCACGCUGCGUGGUGUCUCUCUUUCAAACGUAAUGUCCGAGGUUCACCCCACUUCAGGUCUCCUUUCAGCCGGGAUUUUGGAGCAAUGGCAUGGAGGGGUGACUUGCCGUUUGCAAUCAACCUUCCAGGGCCCCUCCCCCGCAAUCAUCAUCGUCCCCGGUAUCAAACCGCGUUGCACGCGGAGCAAAACACCAAUCGAGACCACACAAAGACGAUCCCCAAGAUGUCGAGCUACGACAAGUACCAGACCCCUCUCAGCACGAGGUAUGCCUCGCAGGAGAUGAUGACCAUCUUCUCGGCCCGCGAGCGUGCCAGCACCUGGCGCCAGCUCUGGGUCUGGCUCGCCGAGGCCGAGAAGGAGCUGGGUCUCCCCAUCCCCGACGAAGCCCUCGAGCAGAUGCGCGCCAACGUCGUCGUCUCCGACAAGGCCUUUGCCGUUGCACGGGAUUACGAGGCCAAGUUUCGGCAUGAUGUCAUGGCUCAUGUCCAUGCAUAUGGUGAGGACGCCCCUGCUGCCGCUGGCCAUAUCCACCUUGGUGCCACUAGCUGCUAUGUCACCGACAAUGCCGAUUUGAUCUUCCAGCAGCGUGCGCUGGAUCUCCUCCUCCCCAAGCUGGCCAAGGUCAUCAAGAACCUGCAGGAGUUUGCCCUCAAGUACAAGGACAUGCCGACCCUCGGCUUCACGCACUACCAGCCGGCUCAACUCAUUACUGUCGGCAAGCGCGCCGCGCAGUGGAUCCAGGAACUCAUGAUGGAUCUGGAGGAUAUCGAGACCGUGCGCGAGAGGCUUCAGUUCAGAGGCGCCCAAGGCACCACCGGCUCGCAAGCGACCUUCCUCGAGCUGUUCAACGGUGACGCGGAGAAGAUCAAGCAACUCAACGAGAUCCUCUGCAAGAAGGCUGGAUUCCGGUCCACCUACGCCAUCUCAACCCAGACCUACACGAGAAAGGUCGACCUCCGGGUCGCCAACGCCGUUUGUGCUCUCGGUGCCACAGCGGAACGCAUUUGCUCCGAUAUCCGUCAUCUGGCCAAUCUGAAGGAGAUGGAGGAGCCGUUCGAGAAGAGCCAGAUUGGAAGCUCAGCCAUGGCUUACAAGAGGAACCCGAUGAGGUCCGAACGCAUCACUGCCCUCGGCCGCAAGCUCGCGCGUCUGCCGGCCAACUUUACUGCCACAUUCGAGACUCAGUGGUUUGAGAGAACGCUCGACGACAGCGCGAUUCGCCGGAUGGACAUUCCUGAGAUGUUCCUGCUUGCCGACUCGAUCCUGCUGGCGCUGGAUAACGUCACGAAUGGCCUUGUCAUCUACCCGAACGUCAUCCGGGCUCACAUUGAUCAGGAGCUCCCGUUCAUGGCUACCGAGUCUAUCCUGAUGAAGCUUGCCGGCCAUGGCGUCUCCCGUCAGGAGGCCCACGAGGAGAUCCGCGUUCUGUCUCACCAAGCCAGCGAUGUCGUCAAGCAACAGGGCGGCCGCAACGACCUGCUCGAGCGCAUCAAGAAGACCGAGUUCUUCAAGCCUGUCUGGAAUGACAUCGACAGCCUGGUUGACCCCAAGCUGUUCAUCGGCAACUGCCCCCAGAUCGUCGAGGACUACUGCAACGGCGAGGUCGCCGCGAAGCUGGCCAGGUACAAGGAGGCACUCGACAAAGCCUCGACAGCGCAGCUUUCGAUUUGAUACAGCUUUGGUGUGUUUCUUAGGCCUAGAGGAAGGACUGAUAAAAGUGCUUUUAUUGUCAAUGAUAAGUAUUAGAAUAAAGUAGCAUGCAAGCCAGUCUCCGUUUCCUGGAUAGAAGGCUUUUCUCGUUUACAAGGGACCCUCAUCUUCGCUCACAGGCGUCCACGAGGGCUGCCAGUCGUUCAUCCUCCUUGUAAGGGAAGCCGGGAGGCCGACGGCUCAACUUGCAACCCAUAUGCGUGCUAAUCAUGAACAACCCUGAUGUCUACAAUGAGGGGGUAUUCCUCCUUUCUCAUCACUGACGCAGCGAGCAGAAGUUCAAGAUCUGGGAAAGGAA